UAUAGUAUAUUAUUUCUUUUGGUCAAUAAGAAAAUAUAUCUCUUAUCCCCUCCUUCUCUCCCAAUAGUCUCACAGUCCCCUCUAGAAAUAUGUCUUCAGCUUAUUGUUCCUCCGCCGUGGCGGUUUCCACCGCAGCCACCGUUUCCUCCGCCACUACCUUUAACCCACUAUUCUCCUUCCAUUCGAAUUUCAAACUCUUCUAUCGCAUCACACCAAAACCCUUCAAACUCGUCGCCAAAUGCCCUACUCCUCCUCUCUUCCUCCAUCUAAACACCCGUCGCCACCGCCUCUUCUGCGCCGCCGAAGACGAAAUCCCGCCGUCAUCCGAAGAAGACGAGGAAGAAAACGAAGAAAACGAAGACGCAGAUGAGACACAGACGACGCAAGCGAGCGUUGAGGAAGGGAGGCUGUACGUUGGGAACUUGCCUUACACAAUCACUGCCUCUGAGCUCUCCCAGCUUUUCGGAGAAGCUGGAAACGUCGUCGAUGUUCAGAUUGUGUACGAUAAAGUCACUGACAGAAGCAGAGGGUUUGGAUUCGUAACCAUGGGAACCAUCGAAGAAGCUAAAGAAGCGAUUCAGAUGUUCAACAGCUCUCAAAUCGGUGGUAGGACGGUGAAAGUGAACUUCCCGGAGGUGCCUAGAGGCGGAGAGAGGGAAGUGAUGAGGACUAAGAUUCGUGAUAGUAACAAGAGUUAUGUUGACAGUCCUCACAAGAUCUAUGCAGGGAACCUUGGUUGGAAUCUGACGUCGCAAGGUCUUAAAGAUGCGUUUGGAGAUCAGCCUGGUGUGCUUGGUGCUAAAGUUAUCUACGAAAGAAACAGUGGGAGGUCUAGGGGGUUUGGUUUCGUCUCUUUUGAGUCGGAAGGAGAGCUUCAGUCUGCUCUGAGUGCUAUGAACGGUGUGGAAGUUGAAGGACGAGCGCUGAGGCUAAACUUGGCUUCGGAGAGAGCUACCGUGCCUCCUCCUACUGUAGCAGGAGGAGAGGGCAGUCUAGAGGGCAGUGAGGUGCUUUCGAACAUUAGUACAUGAAGCAGCAGAAGCACAGUAGAUUCUACUGCUAGCAAAAUGAAAACUUUUAUGAGUUAUGACUAUGUUGUUGUACUCUACUGAGGCUAAAGAAGAAGAUAAUAUAUGAGAUAAAGAACAGGAGAUUAGCUGUAAUCAUAUUCAGAAAUGCUUGUUCCAUUAAAUGGUGUAAUGUAAGAUAUCUUUAUCCCAGACUCUUACUAAUUAUUAAAAAGAACAAUCGAUAAGAGUGACUGAACUA
Brassica rapa (field mustard) is the source of this 1269-nucleotide messenger RNA. Its product is annotated as RNA-binding protein CP33, chloroplastic. Gene Ontology annotation, cellular component: chloroplast thylakoid membrane. The record is from RefSeq and is a predicted model, not a curated record. Gene Ontology annotation, biological process: chloroplast rRNA processing. Lineage: Eukaryota; Viridiplantae; Streptophyta; Magnoliopsida; Brassicales; Brassicaceae. Gene Ontology annotation, molecular function: mRNA binding.